AACCAAAUAACCUCCAUCACAAAAUGAACUGGAGGUGUGGCUCAAGUGGUAGAGCGCUGGCUUUGCAAGCCUGAGUUCAAACUCCAGUCCCACCAAAAAUCUCUGUUCUGUGGAGCUUCUUUUCCAGUAGGACAGACUGACAAUAAAUAAACAAAUUAAUAAACAAGAAAAUGCCUGACUGUGAUAACUGUGACAUUGGCAAUAAACAGGGUCAUUAUGUGGAGAAUAAAAGGAUAAGGUCUACUUUAGACAGGAUGUCUAGGGAGGGAAUCUCUGAGAAGGUAAUACAUGAGGUGAGCGGGUCUUGUACAGUGAGAUGGAGAAAAUAGGUGAAGAGGAGAGACAGUAUUCCAAGAGGAAGGAAUGGCAGGAGUGGAGACUUUGGUAUGGGAAAAAGGUAAAGUGUGUUUGAGAAAGGUGGGGGAAGCAGCUUGUAUAACUGAAGUAUGUGGAAAGAGGAAAGGAUUGGCAGAGAGAGUGAUUAGAAAAAUAAGGGUUGGGCCAGUUAACCAAGGAUGGGCCUUGGGAAGAAGAUUCUUAGGGAAGAAAAUUGAGUUUACCUUCAACAGGUAGAGUUUGAAGCACUUGAGAGGAUCCCUAAACUAAAAAUUCAAGAUGGCAUCUUAAGAACUAGCGACAGUAUUGGAUUGUAGAAAUUGUCCAGUUGCAUCGGAAUUGCUAGGGAGUGUUCUAGAAACACAGACUUCUCAAGUAUUAAAAAUAUAAGACUGAACAUGUGGCUCAAAUGGUAGAACACCUGCCUAGCAAGAGGGAAACCCUGAGUUCAAAUCCCAGUACCAACUAGAGAGAGAGUGAGAGGGAUUGAUUUCUGGAGUGCCUCACUGGGAAAUUCUAAUUCAAGUAGGUCUUGGCCAAGAUCUGGAAAUCAUUUUUUCAACACUCCCUGGUAAUUCUUUCUGCUCCAUUCAUUUAAUAAAUGUUUCUUGCAUUUCUGUUCUAUGCCAGGACAAUUCUAAGUACAGAGAUACAGCUCUAACAAGGUCAGAGAGCUUACAGUCUACAGAAAGAACACAGUGAAUGAAUAAAUAUUUAAAUUACAAUUGUGGCACAUACAUGCACAAAAAACAAGCUAAUAAAAUAUAAAACAUUAUGGUACCACACUAGAUAAACUGAAAGAUCUUUGAGAAAGUGACUAUGAACUGACAGAUGAGUAAUAAGAAGGAAUGUCACGCAGCAGUCUUGGGGAACAGCAUUCCAGGCAGAAGGAACAGCCAAUGCAAAAGCUGAAUGUAAUUUUUUGGUUUAUUCCAACUUGAUUAACCACCCAAAAUGGGGGAGAAGGCAUGGUGGAGGAGGUACUAUUUCAUCUUUGAGUGUUCACCCAGAAAGCUAUACCUGGCACUGUGCCUUGUGCUGACAUAAAUGUGAGUAAGACAGUCAUCUCUCUCAAAGAGUCAUCUGUCAAAUGAAAGAGACAGAUGACCCAAUAAGUGAGAACAUCCCAGACAAUGAAUCCAUGUUGUGAAAAAACCAAGCAGUGUGAUGAUAUAAACUAUUGUUUUUGAGACUAUGCAAAAAUUACUAAAAUUACUUUCAUUUUUGUUGUCUGAGCUGAUAGCUCAGAAUCUUAUCUGAUUUCAGGUAAGAUAUUUGUAGCAAUGAAAAUCGUGUUUGAGAUACUGUAUAACUGACUAUUGGGGGUAGUCCUAAUAAAAGCUAACAAUCAUUGAGAGCAGAGACUCAUCUGGCUAAUGUACAAACUCACAGUAUUCACAACAUCUCUGUGAGUCAGGAACUAUGAUUAUUCCCCUAUUUCAGAUGAAGAAACUGAGGCUCAACAAGGUGAGGGGACUUUCCUGAAGUCAUUAGACUGCCGUGUGGCAAUUCCCCAGCUUUGUCUGGGUUCAGAGUCUCACUGCUGGUCCCUCAUGAAUGGCUCAGAUACUAAUACAGUCGUUCCAAAAAUGGAUCAUUCUCUAUUCUUCGUGGCCAAAUUACCCAUUUGGGAGCGGUCAACACCAGAUCUACCUGCAUGUUUCUCUAGUGGUCCCGUAGGUGGAAAAUCGGAGAGAUGACUUCCUUGUUUCCACAUUUGGGAAAAACUGGAAGGCCCCCUGACUCUAGUCUCUUGAGACCCUGUGGAGUGUGGGAAGCACUGGAAGUCUGUUCCCAACUGCAUAGGGUGGAGUCUUUCCCCUCCAAUAUACUGAAAUUUGGUGGCUUUAAAAAUAAAUGAGCUGGUCAUCUUCAACCUGCUGGCUGGUCAGUUUGCAACUUAGAAGGUUUCCAGUCCCUCUUCCUUCAAGCCUCCUUUUCUUGCAGUUUCUCAUUGUGAAUUCAAAUGUCUGUCCUAUGGUCUCUGGGUGUGUCAGGAGUGCAGGGUCCUCUGCCUUUGAUCUGUUUCUGGUGGCGACUGGCUCUCUCUUUGCUCCCUGCCUCCCCUCCUUUGCUCUCCCCUCCCUCCCUCCUUCCCUCCCGUGGGGAGGCUCUUGGCCUGGGUCCUGAGCCCGGCCGGGUGCAGGCAGAGGACACAGGAGGUGUGAGGUCACAUCUCCCUUGAGCCCCGCACCACUAGCUUUUCAGAACCUCGCCAUGAGCCGGCAACCAAAGCCCCAGAACGCGCGAACCGUGCGCUCCUUCUCCCUCCCAGUGCAGCCGACUUUGCCCAUGUCUCAGUACGCUCCAAGCUCGGACUUCAAGGGACCUUUGGAGAGCAGCAGUCCCGAGGCCAACACUGAAGAUGACAAGACCGAGGAGGACAUGCCUAUGCCUAAGAACUACCUGUGGCUCACCAUCGUCUCGUGUUUUUGUCCCGCGUACCCCAUCAACAUCGUAGCUUUGGUCUUCUCCAUCAUGUCUCUGAACAGCUACAAUGAUGGAGACUACGAAGGAGCCAAGCGACUGGGGCGGAAUGCCAAGUGGGUGGCCAUCGCUUCCAUCAUCAUUGGCCUUCUUAUCAUCGGCAUUUCUUGUGCAGUGCACUUCACAAGGAACUCCUGAAGUGACUACAGCUGGCUGCAAGCAUGGAGGAGGAUGGUCCUCAUCUCACACACCCCAAAGAAGUUUCUGAGGAAUGGAUCCUUGACUAUAGACUGUGAGAUCUUUUCCUCCAGGACUCUCCAGAGGCAGGUCCCUGGCAAAUGAACAACAAAAAAGUACAAAAUUUAAGAAAUCAAAGCAGCACAGCCCCAUCAGCCAAAGUCACCAACUUUGCUUAGUGAGUCUCUUUGCAUCCGUUGCUCUGCUCCAGAGAUGAUAUCUGGAAAUCUCAUUACUCUUGUUGGGGUGGGGGUGGGGUACCAGGAUUUCGGGAAGCAGGAGGUUUCUUGGGAGAGCAGGGAUGCUGGUGUUUACAAUGACAAGUACAAAUAUUUGUGGCAUGUGUAAAGUUGUCCCAUACAGUGGAAUUUGUGGAUUGCUUUUUUUCUUUUUCAUUUUUUCAUGUUCUAGGUUCACUUCAAUCUUCAGUAAACCCCCAUCUCCAGCAGCACCCCUAGAGUUCACCCAUCCGCUCAUCAAAGACGCGAAGACUGUCUGGCCUUUGUCUUGAUUCUGUUAAUAGCUUCCCACUCCCUUCCUCAUAUCUACAUUGCUCGGCUUGGCCACAGCCGCACCAUCCACUCAGAUUCUGAGAAUGUACUUAGUGGCAAUUUAGGCACCUGUGCACCCUCCCCAUCCCAAGUUUGGUAAUAAACUGGCUAUUUAUGGAGUGUGAUUUUUUUUCAAUCUUUUUUUAGCAAGUCUCAGGCAAGAUCUUUAAUUUUCCUGUAUAUCACUUGAAUAUGUCUCCCCUUUGAAUUUCUUUUCUAUCAAAUGCAAACUUAGGUGUGAAGCCAUCAUUCUGCUUCAGAACACGCUAACACAGUGUUUGCAGAGUGCAAAGUGUGUGCCACUGGUGGUACACAGGGUAAUUUCUAAGUAGUGUAUAGACACACAUUAAGUAAUACUGAGUCACAAAGAAUUUUCCCUUAUCCUGUUCUUUUUCAAUGGUGAUUACAGCAAGGAGAAAAUCUCUGCUUUUAAGAGUGUCAGUGGGCUCUUAACACCUGUGUAACAACCACCAUGGCUCUUUGCCCAUUUUAAAAAGCAGCUCGGUCACCUGUCUCGAUAGAAUUCAGUGAUGUUGUUUUGUUUUUGUGGUAUUUAUUUUGUUACCUCCCACUUGUGGCUUUCCACAAAUGGAUGUUCUAUGUCAUUUCUGUUCAAAUAAAUUUACUUAAGUAAAGACACUCAAAGACAAAUAUCAAGUCAUUUCUAUAAAGGAUAACAUAUAUCUGUACAUAGAGUAGAGACCACCUCACAAGCGAAUGUUAGAAACGGAGUGAUAAGGAACUUCCAUAAACGAAAGAAAAGACAGCUUUUCUAAUUGAAUGAAAGGAAGUGCAGAAUCAAAUACUGGUAUAUUUGCCUUUUCUUUUUUUGUUUUUUUGGUUUUUUUAUUUUUUGCCAUUAACUAGCUAUGCAAGUUGAUUUUAGGCAAGUUUUUCAGCCUGUCUGUGCCUCAAGUUUCUUCUUGUGGAAAAUGGAGAUAAGAAUGCCUGCCUACUUACUUCACACUGUUAUGAAAAUUAAUUGCUGUAAUCAAUGUACCCCUGGGGGACAAUUCUAAGUAAUCUACAAACACAAACUGCUUCUCAGAUGAUUGUGAAUCUCAAGCAUUUGUAAAAAUCCUGGACCCUAGCCAAAAAUAAAAAUAAAUAAAUAAAAGUUGAUAAACACUAGACUUCACCUGUCAUUUCACCCAGAUGUCUGCCUUGAGCCAGCACUUGUCCCAGGAGGACACUGAAUCAGGGACAUGAAUUCUCAGAACACAGGGAUGCUGGUGCCAUUCCAGUAUAUCAGAUCUUAAUUUCUGUUUUGGACAUCUUGUUUUUGUUUCUGUAUAUUUGAGUUCCUGGUCUUUUGCCCAAAUCAAAUGAAAAGUGUUGCUGAGAGGCAAAAUAAAAAAUAGUUUUAAGUAAUCCUGUUUACCAUGGUGUGUGACUCAUGUUUCUUGGGGUUCCCAUUCUUCUAGACACUUCCAUAACCAAACUGUGCUCAUCUAUCCUAGACUCUUUCCAUAGAGAAGACCACAAAGAGGACAGGGAUAGGGAUAGAGAGCCAUUCACA
Castor canadensis (American beaver) is the source of this 5070-nucleotide messenger RNA. It is a transcript of the gene Tmem233, whose product is annotated as transmembrane protein 233. Gene Ontology annotation, cellular component: membrane. The record is from RefSeq and is a predicted model, not a curated record. NCBI's taxonomy places the organism in Eukaryota, Metazoa, Chordata, Mammalia, Rodentia, Castoridae.